AGCUCCCUUGGUCCACGGGAGCUCGCGCCGGCCCUCCUCCCGCAUGUUUUUUCCCUAGGCCCGAUUCGCUAUGGGCUGGCUGGGGGCUCCAGCCCCGAGGCAAUUAGCUAAAAGCAGAAGGCAAGCCUGGCGGGAAUGACCUCAGCUCUUGGAAGAAGGGGGCGCCACCAAUGCCUAAGCGGGGAAGUAUUUUCAACCACAUGAACCUUGAUCAGGAAGACAACUUCACAAGGACAGAGAAAGAACAAAAUCACGAAUGGAUGAACAGUAGGCCCUAGGGCUUUAAAAAUAUUCAGGGAUUUCCCAGAACCAAGGCCACAUGGAAGGCAAGCGUUCUCUUUCUUCUGGAGCACGUGCCCAGGUGACAGAGGAUGGGUUUUUGUCUGCAUUGAAGAUGCUAGAUGUGGGAAAGUGGCCAAUCUUUGCCCUUUGCUCACCAGAUGAACUGAAGUUAAUUCGUCAGGCCUGUGUUUUUGGCAGUGCUGGCAAUGAAGUUUUGUAUUCCACAGAAAACGAUGAGGUCUUUGUGCUUGGCACCAAUUGCAGUGGCUGCUUGGGAACAGGUGAUAUCCUGCAUUCUAUUGAACCUCGUCGAAUUGAUCACUUGUGUGGCAAAAAAAUAGCCUGCCUGAGCUAUGGAAGUGGUCCUCACGUCGUCAUUGCAACGGACGAAGGAGAAGUGUAUACCUGGGGCCAUAAUGCUUAUAGCCAAUUGGGCAAUGGGACAACUAAUCAUGGUUUAGUACCCACCCAAAUCUCUAUCAAUUUAGAAAACAGGAGAGUCAUUGAAGUGGCCUGUGGAUCUCACCAUUCCAUGGCACUGACAUCUGAUGGCAAGGUAUUUGCCUGGGGUUACAAUAACUCUGGACAGGUUGGGUCUGGCUCCACAGCCAACCAACCCAUUCCUCGAAAAGUUACUGGCUGCUUACAGAACAAAAUUGUUACAACAAUAGCUUGUGGCCAGAUGUGCUCAAUGGCUGUAGUAGACAGUGGUGAGGUUUAUGUCUGGGGAUAUAAUGGAAAUGGGCAGCUUGGACUGGGCAGCAGUGGCAAUCAGCCGACACCCUGUAGAAUAGCAGCUUUACAAGGUAUUCGAGUACACAAGAUUGUCUGUGGCUAUGCACAUACAUUAGUGUUAACAGAUGAAGGUCACCUGUAUGCUUGGGGAGCCAACUCUUAUGGACAGUUGGGUACUGGCAAUAAAAGUAACCAGUCUUACCCUACUCCAGUCUCUGUGGAAAAAGACAGAGUGAUCGAGAUUGCAGCCUGUCACUCUGCCCACACUUCUGCCGCCAAGACCCAAAGUGGCCACAUUUACAUGUGGGGCCAGUGUCGGGGCCAAUCAGUGACUCUCCCACACCUCACUCACUUCUCCUGCACAGAUGAUGUGUUUGCUUGCUUCGCCACACCAGCUGUAUCAUGGCGCCUUCUCUCUGUUGAGCCGGAUGACCACCUCACAGUAGCUCAGUCACUGAAGAAAGAGUUUGAUAACCCUGAAACUGCGGACUUGAAAUUUCUGGUGGAUGGAAAAUAUAUUUACGUGCAUAAGGUCCUUCUCAAAAUUAGGUGUGAACAUUUUCGUUCUGUGUUGAAUGGCAAUGAAGACGACAUAGUAGAAAUGGAUGAAUUUUCAUAUCCUGUUUACCGAGCUUUUCUGGAAUACCUAUACACAGACUGUAUCAAUCUUUCUCCAGAGGAUGCGAUAGGACUGCUAGAUCUGGCUACAUUUUACAAAGAUAACCGAUUGAAAAAGCUCUGUCAGCAAACUAUCAAGCAAGGCAUCUGUGAAGACAAUGCCAUCGCUCUACUUUCAGCCGCUGUGAAAUACGAAGCCCAGGAUUUAGAGGAAUUCUGUUUCCGAUUUUGCAUCAAUCAUUUGACUGUAGUUACACAAACUUCAGGCUUUGCAGAAAUGGACCAUGACCUUCUGAAGAGCUUCAUCAGUAAAGCAAGUCGAGUUGGAGCCUUUAAAAAUUGAUCAACAGCUACAGCCAAGAAGGGGAUUGUGGUCCUUUCCAAUUCCCAUACAAAAGCUUGAGAAGAGCAGCUUUCACUUAAUUAAUGGCUUGAUCAGUUACCCCUAGCAGAGUACACAUCUCCUGAGGGCAGAAGUGCAGUGAGAGUCGACUCUUCUCUAUCAGUAUCUGCCUGAGUCCACAGUUUACAUAGAAAGUCGAAAAUGAGCAAGUGCUACCAUUUCCAUCCCAGGUUCAAGUGCUCCAUAUGUUGCAAACCCUUUAUCAGCUUUUCCACUUUUCUUUUCAAAUCACUUCAGACAGAACACCUUUAUACUGGUUUUUGUGAACAACAGCCUCAGGUCAUAGGAUUUCGUGCAACGUGUCCCAUCAUUAUGCAGGUCAACAUCAUUCUGAUGGCUUAACAGGGACAGACAGGGUGGCUAUCUUUCCAUUCACGUUAGGCCCAGAGUUUGGGUUCUGAAGACAGCUACAGUAGAUAACAAUUAGAAAACAUGGUCUAUGUUUGAACGAUUAUGGUCAAGUGUCAAGUUCUCUGGUACAGUCUUCUAGAGAUAAUGUCUAAUUCUCUAACAUUCAUUAGCCUUCAUAAAAGUCUUGCCAAUGGAAGAAUCAAAGGUCCAAGGGCUAACUUUACUAUGUUGUUGCUUUUUUUUUUUAAAACUGGGUCAUGAAUUCCUCAUCUGGGGAUAUUAAAUACAAAGCCUUGAUUCUGAAUGAAUGUUAUCCUGAGCUCAUCUGCCUUACAUAUGACAAAAGUAUCUUUUGUUCCUCUUUGGGUUAACAGGGAUGUUCUUCCCUGCAUAAUGAUGAUUAUUGUUAUGUAUAUUCCUUAAGGCUUUUGUGUUACUCUGAAACAGGUCAGUCAUACUGGAACCAAAAAUCAGAACGUAAUUUUAAUGGCUAAAGAGACCCAGUAGUCAUAUUUUGUGGAGAUGACUGACAAGAUUGAUUUUCAGAUUCCAAUUCAAAUUAAGUUAUCUAAUUGCAGAAGUGAAACUCAAGUGGAAACCAACAAGGAAAUAUAAAAAGUACAGAUCUCAAUGCCAUAUUAUGUAAAGGGGAACAUUUUAGAGUUAGAAAUCGCAUCCUCUACUGAUCUAAUAUUGGAUAAGAAAGUGCUUCUCUACAGAUAAUAGUAGAAUAAGUGGUUUUUUUGCCCAAGAAGAGGAAAAAUGAAAAAAUACUAACAGUUCCUUGCCUCUUACAUGCAAAUAAAUCCAUCUGGUAAAUGA
Dromiciops gliroides (monito del monte) is the source of this 3211-nucleotide messenger RNA. RefSeq names its product RCC1 and BTB domain containing protein 2 (gene RCBTB2). NCBI's taxonomy places the organism in Eukaryota, Metazoa, Chordata, Mammalia, Microbiotheria, Microbiotheriidae. The transcript is spliced from 14 exons. Gene Ontology annotation, molecular function: protein binding. The record is from RefSeq and is a predicted model, not a curated record. The coding region runs from base 320 to 1978 and encodes 552 amino acids.